Molecule: messenger RNA, 2799 nt
Organism: Colletotrichum spaethianum
Lineage: Eukaryota; Fungi; Ascomycota; Sordariomycetes; Glomerellales; Glomerellaceae
Product: TBC domain-containing protein C4G8.04
Exons: 3
Coding region: 1-2799 (932 amino acids)
Source: RefSeq, a predicted model, not a curated record
AUGGCGCCACAAAAAUUCGCCAGCAUGCGCUUGAAGUCCCGGCCUACGCUCGUGCCUUUUAAGGACGAUACUAGCCUCAUCGCCCUCCGCUACGAGAAGACGGUCCAGGCAGAGCCUCCCAUCCCUAUUCUUACGCGAGCCCCCCCGAGAUCUCUCUCCAUCUCGACGGGUCGCACUUCUACUUCUGCAUCUUCGUCGCUCCCGAGUCCCCCUUCCAGCCCAGUCGUCGUGGCUCCUCCCCCCGCUAUCAAUCAACACCCUGCAUUCCGCUCCCGCGUAACUGCUGGCAACACGACCCUCAACGACUGGAAGAGGGAUUCCGGACUUGCACCGACUGCAUCGUCUUCGGCCACCAUUGCUGAGGAGUGCGAGGACGAAGAGCACGCAUACGAGAAGAUCGCCGCCCUGGGGAUCGACCCGGUGAUCACGCAACCAUUGGUAUUGGAAGAGCCUGUGGCACCUUUUGUUUGCGAACUCGAUUCCGUCUACUCCACCACCGCGUCGUCUUUCAGCAAACAACAUCAAUCCGGUCGAUGCACGCCUUCAGCUGGUAACCAGUCCGCUACAAUGGACCAUCAUCAUGUCGCGCAGCUUGGAGUGUCUGAAAGAAAGGCGUCUGGCAGUGCAAGCAGCACAUUCUCCAUCAGCCUUCCCCUUGAGUGUCAUGACGGAAGCUUAAGCGGCCUGUCUCCUACUCCAGCACCAGUGGCCCCCCACCCGCGGGGCUCUCUUACAGCCUCCGAGAACUCGCCUAAUCUCUCCCCUGUCAAUGUCCCCGACAACCUCGAUCUCCUGAGCAAGGAUGCCUUCGACUUCUCCCCCAUUUCAAUCUCUAUCCCCACCGACAGCCUCCUCGACGAUGAUUUCCUGACGAGCUUGUCUUUCUCUAAUCGAGGCAGUCUCAUGUUCUGUGGCCGUCGUCCAAUCCCCACACAAACCACCGACGGAACAAUGACAAUGGAAGACAAAUCGCAAACGGACGAGGCCCGCGCGCCCGCGCACCAUCUUGCUGAAGCCCCUGCAGCACCCGCCCCAACCCUCCACGUUGUGUACGAGGAGGAGCCCCGGAGUCCUGCCGCCACCACCACCACUGACGCCUGCGCCAACGACAUGAGCGCAGCCGGGACGGCCACGACUGUAGCAACCACGGCAGAGGCGACCGCAGAGUCGGCGUCGCAAGUCACCGUGACAACCCCCAGCAUUCGCGUCUUGUCCGCGGACGUGGAGAUGGAAUCUCAAAAGGUGAGAUCGCUCUAUGAAUCCGGCGAAAGCCUCCGAUGGGAAGACGGAGGCAGGCCGUCGGAUGUUAGCGAGCGACUCGAGGCGACCGCUGAAUGUCCGACGGAGGAGUCUGAGAACGAUCCCGUCGCCGAACUACAACCUCCUGCAUCGGGUACGCCAAGGUCUGGAAGUUCCUACUCCCAAAGGCCCGAAACGCGCAGCGAGUAUGAAGUGGCGGGCGGUCUGGAAGACUGGGAGGAUCUCGAAGGACAAGACGUCGAUCGAUACGGCUUCAUCAGCCCGCGCAAGCCUGAGCCAAGAGGCAGCACCUCGAUGGAGCUCAAGUCAACACAGUACGCUCCUAGGAAGAAAACUGGCUUUUCGAAACGAGAUGUCUUCGGACUGGGGGUGCCCUCCAGAGGACCCAGUAAGAAAGUGUCUGCCCGAUCUCUCAACACCCAGAACUCAAAGGCAUCUGUCGCAUCUCGUCGGUCGGCUCGAUCGGUAGUGAGGCAGGCGGGAAAUCUGCUUCCUUACAACCAGGAUCGGCGCUGGAUGGACGAUGCUGGAGGCAUGCUUUCACUUUCUUUGGAUGACGAGGAGAAGGUCGAGCAGAUAUCUGAAGCUAUAAAGAAGAAGGAGUGGGAGAGGUCUGAGAAGUGGCGAAAAAUGGCUAGGGUCGUCAAAAAGGGAAGAGACGGCGAAGGCAUGGAGUUCGAGUUUGACGUCAAGAACCAGAAGCUCAUUGAUAGGACGUGGAAGGGCAUCCCCGACCGAUGGAGAGCCUCCGCUUGGUACUCGUUCAUGGCAACCCACGCCAGGACCCACAAGAACUCACCGUCAGAGGACUCAGUCAUCACAGACUUCCAUCGCCUUCAGUGCAGGGGAUCGCCAGAUGACGUGCAGAUUGAUCUGGACGUGCCUCGCACCAUCAGUAGGCACGUCAUGUUCCGCAAGCGCUAUAAGGGCGGUCAACGCCUGCUGUUUCGGGUUUUACACGCGCUGUCGCUCUACUUUCCAAACACUGGCUACGUUCAGGGCAUGGCCUCUUUGGCCGCAACACUGCUUUGCUAUUUUGACGAGGAGAAAUGCUUUGUGAUGCUCGUCCGCAUGUGGCAGUUGCGAGGACUCGAGAAGCUCUACAGCCCCGGCUUUGAUGGACUGAUGGCGGCUCUGGACGAUCUGCAGACCAAAUGGUUGGACGGCAAGGACGUCGCAAAGAAGUUGACCGAGCUAUGUAUCGACCCUACAGCCUAUGGCACGCGGUGGUACUUGACGCUUUUCAACCUCUCCAUCCCCUUCGCCGCCCAGCUCCGCGUCUGGGACGUCUUUCUGCUCCUUGGGGAGAACCCCUCGGACUCCCCCAAGGCGCCCGAUUCUCCAACCACCAUGAACGGCAUCGACAUUCUACAUGCCACUAGCUCGGCUCUGAUACACGCGCUGCGCGAAGUUCUCCUCGACUCGGACUUUGAGAACGCCAUGAAGGCUUUAACAUCUUGGAUCCCGGUUAAAGACGAGGACAUGUUGAUGAAGGUGACCCGGGCAGAGUGGAAAACCCGACAAAAGAAGAGGUCCUAG